Klebsormidium nitens is the source of this 1233-nucleotide messenger RNA. Lineage: Eukaryota; Viridiplantae; Streptophyta; Klebsormidiophyceae; Klebsormidiales; Klebsormidiaceae. The record is from the annotation of a GenBank genome assembly.
GUUGGAUUUCCUAGGGUCCGGACCGGUUGUGGCGCGCUCAGCUCAAGGACGAAAUGGCUGCAUGCAUGUAUGUUGCUGUUGCUGUUGCACAUGUUGCUGUUGCUGGUAGAUUAUUGCAUUCUUGACGCCCAACUUUGAUACCUCGUCCUAAGGUGUGUUUCUUCAGAAAGAAUUGGGUGUCAAGCCUCUUGAGCUCCAUGCACAACUGAACAUUCUUGUUCGGCUUCAAUCGGCCUUGCCAGGCCUUGAAUCAACUAGGUACUAUCCUCGGCUUGGGGUGUGCUUCAAGGUUGUGCGGACUAGCGGACUACCUGUACUUGGUUUGGGAAUAUCCGCUUAUCAAGGAGUCGCAGCAAGCAGCUUCAAGAUUUGCCAAGAUGAUUGGUUUCAUCGUAGUGGGGUUGGGCAUCGCUGCCGCUUUGUACAUGCUGCGGCCCAAGGACCCAAUCAUUAAGGUGGUACAGGUUCACAUCAAGGGGUUUAGUGUCCGGACACAAGUCACCCCCAUACCUGCGGUUCUUGUCGACCUGGAGGUUUCGAUGGAUGUCUUGUGCAAGAAUCUGAACCCUGUUCCCAUCUCCUGCAGUGAGGCGCUCAUGGAUAUUGUCUACGAGGGACAGAAACUUGGUACUGGAGAUGUCCCCUUCAGCGAACAGCCCGGUUGCAGCAGCAGAAUCAUCACCAUCCCAGGGAAGAUCAGCAGCAUUGCUGCUCUGGGCACACUUGGCCCAAAGUUGUUAUCGGACAUCGCUAAGCGGGAGGUCAAGCUCACGGGAAUAGUAACCCUGAAGGGAGUCGCCAAGCUAGGUGCAAUCAAGCAUCGAUUCAACGUAGGGGUCAACUGCGACGUAGUGGUUGACCCGCUCAUGGUCGAUGUGAUCAGGAGCAGUAGUGAAUGUGACAUGGAUCUUUUCCCAACACUGAAGGGCGAUGAUCAAAAUCCGGGAAAGACGGAGUAGACCUUUAAUGCUACAUUCCUCUGAAUAUCAAAUCGGAACAGUCUGGCAUCAGGUAAGUUCGAGUCUAUCAGAGUGUCCACAAUCUUAGGGUCCCACGUGUAGCAUCUCAUCGUUUUCAAAAUUCAGGGUCUGUACCGGGUAUAAGCGCGCGGCAGGCCAUUUUUGAAACCUGACACCCUCUUCUGAGCAUUGUAAGGGGCGUGCACAUUGCAUGGGCCGGACACCCUCUUAGACCGUACGACCCAUAAUCAACAUACUGGCGCUGAAUCUGUUC